Molecule: messenger RNA, 1443 nt
Organism: Medicago truncatula (barrel medic)
Lineage: Eukaryota; Viridiplantae; Streptophyta; Magnoliopsida; Fabales; Fabaceae
Product: peroxidase 28
Exons: 2
Coding region: 193-1326 (377 amino acids)
Biological process (GO): hydrogen peroxide catabolic process; response to oxidative stress
Molecular function (GO): peroxidase activity; heme binding
Source: RefSeq, a predicted model, not a curated record
ACUAGUUUGCAUCAUUCAAACCCAAUUUAACUUAUUUUAGAGCUUGCUAUAUAUGGCUACCUCAAUCAAACAUACUAUUCAAUGGUAUAAGUGCAAACAUUUUGUUAUAAAAGGUUGUAGCACCUUUGUUCCAACUCGGUGGAAACUUGAACACCCCAUUUCAUUUGAAACAUUCAAUUUUUUUUUAUUAAAAUGAAAGUGUCAAGGAUCAUACUUGUGACCCUUUUCUUGUUUAGCUUGGUCGUUGUUCCUACAAAUUCAAAAAAAUCAAAAAAAUCAAAAAAACCAAAAAAAAUUGAUUUUGAUUUGGACUAUGGAUUUGGAUCUGGACUUACUGUUGAUGAUCAAGAACAAAAACUGGUAGAUGAUGAAAAGCAAAACCCAAAGACUGGGUUUGAUAAAGGUCAUCUUAAGCAAGGGUUCUAUAGCGAAAGUUGUCCAACUGCAGAGAAAAUCGUGGCUGAUGCUCUUGUUGAAAUUACGAAGACAAAUCCAAACGCAAUUGCUAACAUUAUUCGUCUUCAAUUUCACGACUGCUUCGUUGUUGGUUGUGAUUCCUCAGUCUUGCUAGACUACACACCAACAGGAGACAAAGUAGAAAAAAGUUCGAUGUUAAAUGGUCAACUUCUCAAAGGAACUGACUUCAUUGACGACAUUAAAGCAAAACUAGAAGAACAAUGUCCGGGAAUAGUUUCAUGCACAGACACAAUAGCAUUUUCAGUUAACGAAGGAAUGUUCCUUUCCGGAUUACCUCGUACAGCUCCCCUUGGAGGCCGUAGAGAUGCGCUCUAUUCCCUAGCAUCUAUCGCGGAAGACGACAACCUUCCAAUGCCUAAUUGGCCGAUGGAAAAAAUGGUUGACCUCUUCACAAAAAAAGGUUUCACAAUUGAAGAAAUGGUUAUUUUACUUGGUGCGCAUUCAAUUGGUGUGGCUCAUUGCGAUGUUUUUAUGGAAAGGAUUUACAAUUACGCAGACACGAGGAAACCUGAUCCUUUGCUUCCAUUUCCAAUUGUUAAUGAGCUUCAACAAAUAUGUGCGAACCCUGGGACACCUCUUUUUAGAAACCCUGUAGUGAAUUUCGAUGAGACACCAGCGUUGCUUGACAACUUGUUUUUUAAGAAUAUGGUGACGAAGAAGAAGACGCUUUUGGUUACAGAUGCUCAUUUGUUUAAUGAUCCUAGGACAAUUCCUAUUGUUGAAGAACUUGCUAAGGAUAAUGGUUUGUUUCAAAAGAAGUUUGCUGAAGCUAUGGUUAAGAUGGGUUCUUACAAUGUUAUUACUGGGAAUGAUGGUGAGGUGAGGAAGACUUGCAGGUCAACUAAUUAAUUAAUUAAUUAUUCUUCAUUAAUAUAUAUGUGAAAAUUGUAAUGGUGUUUAACACAUUUUGUUUAUAUUUUUUUGUUAUCACAGUGUAAUAAUAAAUGAUCAAUUGCUUCUUGUUUA